Eremomyces bilateralis CBS 781.70 is the source of this 3105-nucleotide messenger RNA. Its product is annotated as translation initiation factor eIF-2A. The transcript is spliced from 6 exons. The record is from RefSeq and is a predicted model, not a curated record. Lineage: Eukaryota; Fungi; Ascomycota; Dothideomycetes; Eremomycetales; Eremomycetaceae. Gene Ontology annotation, cellular component: cytosolic small ribosomal subunit. Gene Ontology annotation, molecular function: tRNA binding; protein binding; translation initiation factor activity. Bases 499 to 2649 code for a protein of 716 amino acids. Gene Ontology annotation, biological process: translational initiation.
GUUCUCUUCUUCACCUCUCGUUCCCCGCCUCUUCCCUUCUCCCUCUCUCCUCGGUCCUGAAUCGACGUGGUCCUUGAUCUUUCGCGUGCUCGAAUCUCUCCUCCCACCCACCCCCAAAGCCGACAGAUCUUCUUUGUCUCGCUCGUCAUUACCCUCCGAUUUCUCUUUCACGGAUUGUGUGCGGCACAACCAGAAAGUUGUACUACAAGCCACUGUCCUCUAAGCGCCGUCAACUCUCAGAGAUCAGCAGAUCUUCACUAUCCAGAACUACUGCACGGCACGCGCACACCGUUCCGCUCCGCCCCGCCCUAAACUACCACUACUGCUAGCCAACUCACCCGCUGCCACCUCCCCAACAUCUCGAGAUCAAGGCCUCCAACCACGCACUCAUCACUCUUCGACACUCCCCACGCUUCGAACCCGUUCGACUCGGAUCUGAAACUUUGGUUUUUGAGAACCGUCUUCGGCUCAAUUUUUCUUCUGUGACUUUAGCUAGUCAUGGCGGAACCCACCCAGUUUGCUUAUCGAACGGCCAAGGCUAUUGGCGUUGUGAACGCUUCUCCUCUCUAUGAGCCUUUGCCCGCGUUCCAAAGGCCAGAGGGAAACCUCCGGUGUUCCUGCUACUCAACAUGCGGCCGGUUUUUUGCAUGGGCAAGCCCCGAGCAAGUCACCGUCAUCGAUGCUUCUGUAGGACAUAUCACCGGCAUAAUCCCUAUUGCGAACGUUUUCGAAAUAGGAUUCUCCCCUCUUGGAACAUACAUCAUCACCUGGCAGCGACCAGCGAAGGAUGAGGACGGAAAUGCCAUCAAGAACCUGAAGGUCUGGCAGACCAUCGAGGAUGUCGACGGCUCCGAGAAACAGGUGGUCGGACAAUUUGUGCAGCGCUCGCAGACCGGAUGGAACUUGCAGUAUGCCUCGGACGAGAAGCUGUGCGCGCGGGUGGUCACCAACGAGGUGCAGUUCUACGAGAGUGUGGAUUUGAGGACCGUUUGGAACAAACUCAUCGUGGAGGGCGUCACGGACUUUGCACUGUCAUCUGGGAAGCAGAGCUCGGUGGCCGUAUUCGUGCCGGAGAGGAAGGGCCAACCUGCCGCCGUAAAGGUGUUUAAUGUCCCGAACUUCGGCCAGCCCGUCUCGCAGAAGAAUUUCUUCAAAGCAGACAAGGUGCAGUUGAAGUGGAACGACCUCGGUACCAGUGUGAUCGUGCUGGCGCAAACCGAUGUCGACAAGACCAACAAGAGCUACUACGGCGAGACCAACAUGUAUAUCUUGAGUGCCAAUGGAGGGUUCGAUGCGCGGGUUCAGCUUGACAAAGAAGGUCCGAUCCACGAUGUUUCCUGGUCACCUAAUUCCAAGGAGUUCGGUGUCGUCUACGGCUAUAUGCCGGCAAAGACCACCAUCUUCAAUGUCAGGGCCGUCGCGAAGCAUAGCUUCCCCCUUUCCCCGAGAAACACGAUCUUAUUCUCGCCGCACGGCAAAUUCGUCCUCGUGGCCGGCUUUGGAAACUUAGCGGGCCAGAUGGACAUUUACGACAUGACCAAGGACUACGCCAAGGUCACGACCGUCGAAGCGAGCAAUGCCACAUUCUGCGAGUGGAGCCCGGAUGGCAAACACAUCCUCACGGCGACCACCUCCCCGCGUCUGCGCGUCGACAACGGUGUCCGAGUCUGGCAUGUCGGAGGAGGCCUGAUGUACAACGAGGACAUGCAAGAGCUGUACAGCGUCUGCUGGCGCCCGCAGUCCAGCGACAAACAUCCGCUGGGCGACCCGCUGAACCCCGUCCCCACCCCCCACCCCUCUGCCCUCGCCUACCUCAGCACCCGAAAGCAACCUACCAAACCUGCCGGCGCCUACCGUCCCCCCGGAGCCCGCGGCACCAGCACUCCCCUUCACUUCAAGCGCGAAGAUGAAGGCGGCGCCGCCUACGUCUCCAAUGGCGCUUCCGCCGCCGCCAACGGCUUCGGCGCCGGCCGCGCCCGCACCCGCUUCGUCCCGGGCGCCGAUCCUACCGACGCCCUCCCUCCCGGAGCCGCACCCGGCGGCGGCGUCAGCCUCGCCGGUGCUAUCGAAGGCCCCGACGAAGGCCUCUCUAAGGCGGCCCUGAAGAACCGCAAGAAGCGCGAAGCUAAGAAAGCCAAGGAGGCGGCGGAGAAGGCGAACCCGUCGGGCGACAUCCCGCGCGGUCCGCGCAGCGUGAGCCGUAGCCCGGAGCGGCGCGGGAGGAGGCAAGGGCAUGAGCAUACGCGUAGCCAGGGCGGUGGGUUCCAGGGGCAUGGGACGCAUCAUCGUGGUGGAUCGCGGAAUCGGCAGCAACAUGGUGGGGAGCAUCCGCACCAGCACACUGGCAAUGCCCACCAUCACGCUGCGAACGGGAAGCCGUCCGCGCCGGCGCCACUGCGCACGGCACCGCAGCAAUCGGCGGUCGAAGCACCGGACCUGCAAAUCACGAGCCCCGGCGGAGGGGUGCUGGGGCAGAGUCCCGCGGACAAGAAGAUCCGGGGCUUGCUGAAGAAGGUGCGGGCGAUCGACGAGCUGAAGAUGCGGCAGGCAGGGGGGGAGAAGCUGGAGGAUACGCAGGUGAAGAAGAUUGCGACGGAGGAGGGGAUUCGGCGGGAAUUGGAUGGGUUGGGGUAUUCCGGGGCGGUUUGAGUGGAUGAGGAUGGGAGGAUGAGCGUACGAUGGAAUUUGAGGUGAUGAGGUGAUGCGAUGAGAUGAUGGCAAUGUGACAGGAUGAAACCGGACGAAAGAUGGGAAUCUGGUUGCCUUGCAUCGCACUGGGAUUGGAGUCCCAUGCAUUAGCCAUCCAGACUACCCCGUAUUUGCGGACAUAGACACAGGAUAAUUAUUCCCUCAACGCCGAUCAGACAUCCCAGGCCCAUCGUCCGCCGCGCCAGUGGAAAUGCCAUGGAAUCUACGCAGUACGAAACCCUUUAUCAGACCAACCGAACCGUUCACCACAUCAUCACUGAUCAUCACUGAAACCGUUUCAUCGCACAAACAAGCAAAUAUACGUUAAGAAUUAGAUUCCGCCUCCCUACCGCAUUCCACAUAAAUGAUCUAUUGCCGUCGUACUCGCUACCGCCAGAAUGCCCUGCCCAUUGCCCA